GAGAUCAAAUCAAAAAUUCAUACAAGAGGAUUUAUUAGACAAACAUUAUUUUCUGUGGAUAAUUUAAUUAUUUUUCCGAAAUUUACCUUUCUUCGUAGCGUCAAUUUCUAGUUUAUGUGAAGUCUGUCCCCUCAGCUGAUCACCGGACUGUACAUUCCAAUAUUCAGGGUUUAAUUGUAACCACUCGGACUGUAAUAAGCAGAGGAAUGUAGCUAACCUAGAGACACAACACAAUGACUGUUGUUAGGUUUAUUAGUGUCAAGAAGAACAUUCAGCUCUAAAUAAUACUUUAGUUAGCCUGACCUUUCCAAUAUUUAUGUUGUCUUAUGCAAGAUUUUAGAACCAUCAACUCGAGUAUAUUGUUAUUUACUUCAUUUUAUAAGUUUUUAAAAACUUUUACUUUCUUUCGUUUGCAUUUUUUAUUCAAAAGACAUGGACAUUAAAAAAAUCAAGGAGAAAAUUGAAUCUGGGGACAUCGAAGGUGCGAAAAGCAUGAUAGAAAGCCGUUCAGACAGAAUUAACCUAAGAGAUUCAAACGGUAAAACUUAUCUGAUGGCUGCUUCUGCAGAGGGCAACAUAGUUUUAAUAAACUUGUUAAUAGAUGCUGGAGCAGAUUUGGACAAGAGAGACACAAGGGGUCGGACAGCUUUUUAUCAUGCUGUGUUUGGGCAUCAACUUCAAGCUGUGACAAUAUUAUUAUCCCGGGGCAGCGAUGUGGAGAGGAAGGACACCAAUGGAUUCACUCUUCUCCAUUUGGCUGCGGGGAGGGGGCACGAAUGGAAAGAUGUGGUCGCAGCGUUACUACAAACAAAGGGGGAGACCGCAAUUGAGGUGAAUCAACGAGAUAACUCCUUUGGUGCUACACCUCUUCACUUUGCCUGUUUCCAGGGACACACAGACACAGUUCGCCUCUUAUUGAAUCACGACGGCAUCGAUGCCAAUGCAAUGGACAAAGAUGGUGACACACCUCUGCAUCUGGCAGUUCGAAAGCGACACCAUGAUGUGGUGACUUUGAUGCUGUCCCAGGAUGCGGUAAAACUGGAUAAGAAGAACCAUAAGGAAAUGACUCCUUUGCUUGAAACCGUCUCCCAAGGUCACCUCGGAAUGAUGCACAAAUUAAUAGACCGAGGAGCAAGCAUAAAUGUUGUUGAUGGUGAAGGUAACAGUUGUUUGCACCUUGCUGUUAAAAAUGAUAUGUUUGAUUCCGAGGGCAUAACGAUGGAUAUUUUAGAUGAGUACUGCAAUGAGCUGGACCUGAGAAAGGAAGAAAGGCUCUCUGGCACUGUGGUGGCUAGAUAUCUAGCCGGUCAGGGAGCCGACUUUUACUAUAAAAAUGACAAGAAUAACACACCAUUGGACCUCAUUAAGAAUUCAAAUUUGAGAGAAAAAUUACAAACAUUUUUACCCCCAGUAUGUUUGCGGUGCAGAAAUAGAACAGCAACCAUAAAAUACCAUCCAUGCGAACAUCUUUUGAUAUCUAAGCAAUGUUCAAUCGUUCCACUUCAACGAUGCCUGAAGUGUCGGAAACUUGUAACAAGCAAAAGUGAAGUUGAGACUGCAAAGGUUGAAACGAAGGAAGUGCGGACUGUGACAAAGAGAGUUGAGAGUCCAAAGUUUAAAGAGAAGGGGGUCCAGACAGUGGCAGAACCAUUUGUGAGUCCAAAGUUUGAGGAGAAGGAAGUCCAGACAGAGACAGAGCCAGGUGAUUCUCAAAAACUGGAAGAGAAGGAUCUCCUGAAAGUGGCACUUCGGUUAGGUGGUGAAUGGUGGAAAGUUGGUAUUUUCUUGGAUAUUAAAACUUCUGAGCUGGAAAUUAUCAAGCGUGACAAUAGUAAUGACAUUGUAGAACAGAGCUAUCAGAUGAUGUACAAAUGGUUCACAAGUUGUGAUCCAAAGAGACGUACAGCUGAAACAAUAAAAGCAGCUCUUGAAGAAGCUGAAUGUUAUAAUGCCCUUGAAUGUCUAUCGCUGGACAAAAACUGAAUCUCUGUGUAGUUGCUGAUCUUCUUAAGUCCAAGGUCUAGCUUCGCCAACAGAUACCCAUGAUCAAAUGCCUUCCAUCCAGGACCAUCCUAUCCUUAUCCUAAUUCUAUGACUAGGAAGACCCAUAGAGAGAGAUGGAGCGGAGAGACCAGAUCCAUACUAUCUAUGUCUAUCAGGUAAAGAAAAUGAUCGCACAUGCACUAGGAGCUAGUAUAAGCGUUACCCUAAAAGGCCACACAUUUAAGUUUAACAAUAAAAUAUAUGCCCAGGAUGAGGGGGCAGCAAUCGGCGUUAGUAUCGCCGGUGAUGUGGCCAACCUUUUCAUGGUAUGGUGGGACAGAAGGCUUAAGGAACGGCUGACACAGAACUCCAUACUCGUAAACAUGUACUCUCGCUAUGUUGAUGAUAUCAACAUAGUGGUAAAGGCA
Messenger RNA from Octopus sinensis (East Asian common octopus), 2411 nucleotides. RefSeq names its product E3 ubiquitin-protein ligase MIB2-like. Lineage: Eukaryota; Metazoa; Mollusca; Cephalopoda; Octopoda; Octopodidae. Gene Ontology annotation, biological process: signal transduction. The record is from RefSeq and is a predicted model, not a curated record. The transcript has 14 exons. Gene Ontology annotation, molecular function: protein binding. The coding region runs from base 433 to 1983 and encodes 516 amino acids.